AUGUUGAUUGCCACCAAGGUCGAGCAAGGCAAAGACAAGGCAAGUCGUUUCUUGGAGAUAUUGGAAAAAGUUAAAACGGUUGGGAAGUUGUACCUGGAGCUUCUCAACAUUGGCAACAUCCUAUUCAUUGACUGGAAGGCUGACAUCUACUGCAACCCUGAGCACCAGGUGAAGGUCUACCUGGAGUUUGGAAUUGCUAAUAUCCUUGUUCAGAGCACAAGACCCCUCCUGGAGGAGCUGGACAGCCUCUCGAAGGCAAUGGAGCAUUGUCUGGUGGAGUGGAAGAAGUACCUGGAGACUCAAAGGGACACCUACUACCAUAUCAACCUGUUCACUGUGCACCAGAUCUUCUAUUUGUGCAGCCAGCUGGCCCGAGUCCAGAAAGGCAUCGUAGAACCGCAGGUGCUCAUAUUGCUUUCUGCCAUCAAGCAUGACAUCAGCGGAGAAGAUAUCAAUAAAGCCCUGGGGGAUGUGCUGAUGACUCCUCUGGACUCGGUGAACACCUCGGCGGGAGACGAGGAAUCAGUGACCUGGCACGACUACGUCAUCCGUUUCCCCCAGUUCAUUAAAAGUUUGGCUGAAUCAGGCUACGACGAGGCGGUGGCCAAGGCGGCUUUGCAGAGCUGCCUGGACAACCCGCCCAUCACGGAGCAGAUGCUCAUGGACUUUGCCUUCAAGCAUGGUGACAACCAGGAGAAGGUUGAAGAGCUCAGCAGGUUAUAUGAGGAAGCGAGAGAAACCUUCCUGCAGCAGAGACGGAAAUUUAAGACGGGGAACAGAGACGUCGACCAGGUUUCCUUUGGCGCCCUGGUGGACGCUGAGUUGGCCGCCUCGUUUGAGAGUUUGCCGUCUCUUUACGACAAGGUGAAUCUGCUCUGGGACGCUUACUGUAAGAAAUUUGCUGCCUUGGUGUCUGAUAAAUACAUCGGUUUGGAUGUUUUUGGGGAGACGCUGAAGCGCUUGGCCGCUCUAGAGAGUGCCCGUGUGGAGAGGAGCUUGCCCGUAGGCUUCGAAGAGGGGAAACCGCUUCUCAUCCUGUGUAAAGAAGAGGAAAUGUUACCCAACAUGUUGCUCCUCUACCGACAUACCGAGACAGCCCCUCUCCCCUCGUACGACGAGGUCCUGGUGUGCACCCCCGACACGGAGGAGGAGGAGGUGGAGCUGCUUCUCAGGAGAGCUCUGUCCCCAGGUUCCCCAGACCAGAAGAUCUACUGCCUGCUGGGCGCCGAUAAAUUAAAUUGUAAAGUUUCCAAACAACUUGAGUCGCACUUCUUCUGCCUGGUGCAGUCUGCCAGCAUCCCCAACUACAGAUUUAUCAUCUUCUGCAACGCCAAAGCUCACAACUCCUAUGUCAUCACGGCCUUUGAUGCCUUCAAGGUGACGUUAUCAAGGCACUCCGAGGCAGAAACCUGGAAGUACUUGCAGGGGCACCUCAAAGUGCCGAGUGGGACGGCCCCCGUGGCUCAGGCCUUUGAGGAGCCCCAGCAGCAGAACGUGAAGUUCAUCUUCUCGGAGCAGGCGAGAAUGGGGAAAUCUCUUUUUGUGGAGAACACCCUCAGGAAGGUCCGUGCCCAGCUGGGGAACAAGCUACUGCUUCAUAAAACCAUUCGGCUGAUGGAGUCAGAGGUUGAUUUCCAGUUCUUCGUGGAGGAACUCUUCUCCAUCAAGGAGUCCAUGUCCGAAAUCCAGCCCAUCAUCUUCCACAUCGAUGUAUCUCCAGUGGUAUCGAAGGGUCUCUACCGGCUGCUGAUUGAUCUGUGUGUCCUGCGGCACAUCCAGAGCCCUGAUGGCUUGGUCUGGAAGUGCAAACCCUCCCAUCUUUACUUGAUCGAGUACCUGGCAAGAGGGAAAGGUCUGAGAAGUACGAGGAAGAAAGAGAUGUCCCUUGAAAUGGAGGAAAAAUUCCUGAAUCUUUUUCCUACCGUGGAGUGUGUAUCGCCGCAGCGGGUGCUCGAGUUGCUGGAAGAUCCCAGCUCUGUCUCUCCUGCAAAACUGAGGGAGGAGCAGUUUGACCGGACCAAGCUGAAAAGUGAUGUUUUCCAAAGGUCCUACCAAUAUCUUAGCAGAUACAAGCAGAAUAAGAACCUCGACCAUUUCACUUUUACCCCUGGGAGCAUUGAAGGGACAGAGAGGGAAUGCCUGGCGUGCCUGAUGGAGUUCUGUGGGAGAAGCAGCCCCUCCUGGACCGAGCUCAGCAACUUCACUCACUUCUUGAACUUCCAGCUCCAAAAGUGUGAGAAAUCGGUCUUCUGCAGCCGGGUGGUCGGAAAGGAGUUCAGCGGCUUCAAAACAUUCGUCGUCAAGUUCAUGAUCGCCAUGUCCAGGGACUUUGCCAUGCCUUCCCUCAACAUGUCUGACGAGAGCGUGCCCAGCAAGGAGCGGAAGGAGACGGACAGUGUUUUGGAGGAGUAUCAGCUCCGACGCAAGUGGGAGCAGGAGUCUCACCCUUACAUCGUCUUCCACGCUGAGGGUGACUCCAUGGAGUUUCUGGGUUUCCACAUCAACCGGAACUUGGAUGCUAUUGAUGCUUAUUCCCAGACUGUUUUGGAGAGGGCGGUUAUGACAAGGAGUUUAUACAUGACCUUGGCGUGGCAAAAUGUUCCUUUUAAUAAGAAAUUUGAAACCUUACCCAGAAAUGAGCAGUUGAAAGCCCUCUGCAGGGUCUUCGGCGUGAAAUACUGGAAGGAUCCAGAUCCCUCAUACCAGUUGACUCUGGACAACACCAUGAAGAUGUUGGCCAUCCACUUGCGGUUCCAGUGCGGCAUCCCCGUCAUCAUCAUGGGUGAAACGGGCUGCGGGAAGACAAAACUGGUGGAGUUCAUGUGCAACCUGCAACGGGCCGACCGAGACCUUCAGAACAUGCUGGUGGUGCGUGUUCAUGGCGGCACCACCUCCAAGACCAUCCAGGAGAAGGUGAGGCAGGCCGUGGCGCUGGCACGCGCCAACGAAGAGCACGGUGUGGACACGGUGCUGUUCUUUGACGAAGCCAACACCUCGGAGGCCAUCUUUGCCAUCAAGGAAGUGCUGUGUGAUCACAGCAUCAAUGGAGCGCGGAUUUCCUCCGACCGUUUAAAAGUGGUGGCCACCUGCAACCCUUACAAGAAACACACCCAGGAGACCAUCGAGAAACUGGAGAAAGCGGGUUUGGGAUACCGAGUGCGGAGCGAAGACACCCCGGAGAAGCUGGGUUACAUUCCUUUGCGGCAGUUGGUGUAUAGGGUGCAGCCCCUUCCUCCCAGUUUAUUGCCUCUGGUUUGGGAUUUUGGGGAGCUGAACGAGAAGACACAAAGCCUCUACAUCAGGGAGAUGGUGAAAGCCGCCUUGGAGACUGAGAUCCCUGUGGGAAACCUUGACGUCUUCACUGCCGUCAUUUCAACCUCCCAGAAGUUCUUGAGGGAGAGGAAGAACGAAUGCAGAGUCGCCAGCCUCCGGGACAUCGCCCGCUUCAUGAAAAUAGUGCUCUGGUUUUAUAACCGAAGAGACCUCCUCUUCCACCAGAUCGACGAGAAGAGGCGGUACAUGAAGGCGGAGGAGCCGACCUUGACCGACGCGCAAAGGGCUCUGGUCCUUUCUGUGGGGGUCUGCUACUAUGUGUCCCUGGAAAGCCGCCAAGACUAUCUGGAGGAGGUCGCAAAAUCCUUCUCGGUCGCCGCCUCCUGGCUCCAGCAAGAGAUUGAGUUGUGCCAAGAGGUGUUUCUCGAUCACAUCUCCCUUCCUAAGGCCACGGCCUGCAACAACGCCCUGAGGGAGAACAUCUUCAUGAUGGUGGUCUGCAUGGACCUCCGCGUGCCGCUCUUUCUGGUUGGGAAGCCGGGAAGCUCCAAAUCUCUUUCCAAAACCAUUGCUGUAGAUGCCAUGGAAGGCAUGUUGUCCAGAAGCCCGUUGUUCAAAAGAUGCAAAGAGAUCCAGCUGGUCUCCUUCCAAUGCAGCCCCCAUUCCAAACCAGAAGGCAUCAUCUCCACCUUCCAACAAUGUGCCCAGUUGCAGAAGGGCAAGAACCUGGAUGAAUUUGCGUCUGUGGUGCUGCUGGAUGAGAUCGGCCUGGUCGAAGACUCGCCCAAUAUGCCCUUGAAGACGCUGCAUUCUCUUCUGGAAGACGGAUGCGUUGAUGAUGAGACCCCGGAGGAUUACAAGAAAGUUGGCUUUGUGGGCAUCUCCAACUGGGCCUUGGACCCUGCCAAGAUGAACAGGGGCCUCCUCGUUUUUUGGACUGAGCCUAGCAAGGAGGAGCUGGUGAAGACGGCUGAAGGCAUCUGUGCUGACCAACCUCACUUUCAAAGAAUCAAGUAUUUGUUCCCCAUUCUGGCAAACUUCUACUGCAACGUGCUGCAAAGGCAGAAAAUGGAGUUCUUUGGGCUGCGUGACUUCUACAGCUUAAUCAAAAUGAUCGUGUUCUACAUGCAGGACCAGAAGUGCCAUUCUCAAGAGGAGCUCCUCGUAAAGGCCAUUCAGAGAAACUUUGGAGGCUCCAGAGAUAUCAACCCCAUGGCGAUCUUCCGCGAGUGCACCAGCGAGAUGCAGCUUCCCUUCGAGAUGGAAACCAGCUGCAUCCGCCUGCUGGAGGAGAACAUGGAGAAGCAGCGAGCGGGGUUCAUGUCUCGUUACCUCCUCUUGCUGACGACCAACAACGCCGCCUUGCGGAUCAUCCAGAUGACCGGGCUUAUAGAUGCCAGCAACUGUGACAUCAUCUUUGGCUCCAGUUUCCCACGGGACCAGGAUUACUCCCAGGUGUGCCGCUCCAUGAACAGGGUGAAGAACUGCAUGGAGAUCGGCAGGCCCGUCGUCCUCCUCAACAUCCAGAACCUCUACGAGAGCCUUUACAAUACCCUCAGUCAGUGCUUUGUUAGCCUGGGGGGGAAUUAUUAUGUUGACCUGGGCCUCCUUGGCACUCACCGGGCGAAGAGCCGCGUGAAGGAGGAGUUCCGGCUGGUCAUUAUAGAGGAGAAGAAGGUGGUUUACACGCAGUUCCCCACCCCUCUGCUCAGCCGGCUGGAGAAGCAUUGCUUGGACACGACCACCCUCCUCUCCUGGCAGCAGCGAGACCUCAAGUGGGACCUGGAGAACUGGGCUGAAUGCUUUGUCCACAUCGAGAACCCCGAUUCAUUCAGUGCCUGGUCCCAUGCCCUCGCUCCCAAGGAACAUGACAUCUUCAUCGGCUUCAGUGAUGACACCUCUGCCGCCAUCGUGCUGGACAGUUCCCAGCAUCUCCUCUGCAGCGGCUUCGAACGCUACGGCCAGUCGGUCUUCGCCGCCGCCACCAGCAAACUGGUGGAAUGUGCCACUCCAGACUCUGUCCUUCGCCUGAAAUACUCCGCUCUUGAGGACGCCGAGCAGAUCCAGGAGCUUUAUUUCAUUGAGCAGAAGCACAACAGCCUGACCAGCCUAUUGCAUGAGGCGAUGAAGCAGCAGAAGGAGGAAGGCAGCACUGCCGGGCUCUGCCUCCAGGUUUCUACCCAUGCCAGGCUCUUGAACCAGAAGGAUUUAGAAAUGCUGAGGAAGACACUCGACCUCCCAGACACCAUCCACUGCCUCUUCCUAAGCCAGUUUGACACCGAACGGGCUUUCCGCCAGGACCUCAGAGGAAGAAUGAGAGACAAGGUGCCAGACUACUGCCAGACCAUCCUGGAGAGAAGGGGAAGAGCAGAGAUAAACCUGUCCUUGAGAGAAGUGAAGGAACGGGACUGUUCUCCAGAGAAUUCUGCUGCCUCGAGAAGCCUCACUGACACAGGUCUUUACCCAGAGGAAAACUUCCUCAACAUGGAGGCAAUGAUCAAAGGGAGCAUCCAGAAGGCCGUGAUCCAGCUAGAGGACAAGAAGGACAACAGCCAGCGUCCAAUGGAGAGAAUCAAGAUCCUUCACAACUUGAUUUUCCAUGCUCAGAGUGAUGUUUCCAGCCGCUUCAUGACCAUCCUGAAGAAGAGGAUUUGUUACCUCCUACAAGAACGAGAGAAACUGAUCCAAAAGCCGAGGGAAUGGAUUUUCCGCAGGGCGCUCUCUGUGGAAUUCAUCCUGGAGGACACGUCGUUCAGGCAAGCGCUUUGGAUGCACCUGGAGGACAUUGUGAUGAACGUCUUUGCCCAAAUUCUCGCUGUGGUGGAUGCCAACAACAACCUGGAUCACAUCUCCCAAGGCUCUCCGCUCGCAGAACUCUGGCUCCAGAUGUUCCAAGACGAAACGUUCCUAAAAAUUAAAUACACCAGAAAGGCGGCAGAAGCCAAGAUUUCCGUGUUAUCAAUGACCAAAGACCCCAACACCUCCCUCUUCUGCCAGUUCCCAUUCAGUUGGGUUUUGAAAGCCUACCUGGACAACGUGUGGGAGAAGGUCUAUCAUAUGAAAGGCCAGCCCAAGAACCUGACGGGGGAAGUGGCCAGGUUCUACCAAAACAUCAUCAAGAACGUCUGGAUGCCAGAUGAUUGCACUCCAAACAUGCUCCGCUAUUAUGCCAACGACUUUGUCAGGAUGGCUUUUCCUGGACAAUAUGACUCUGUCUAUGAGAUCCUUUCCCAAGCUUUCCUCACCAGCGCAGAGCUACUCUGCCUCUCUGUGGGCGAGAAGAAGAUGAUUUUUUCCCCCAUUUGGCUUCACAUGGAAUAUUUCUACCUCCGCGAUGAUUAUCAGCUCUUCGUUGACAUCGCCAAAAGCAACGACACCGUCGUGAACGAGCUGCAGGCAACGUACAAGGAGAACCCCGGCAGGAAGAUGUUUGUCAGUCUCGACAUCCUAAACGUUCUCCUGAAGAAAGUGCAACCCUCCGAAAGUGAGCUGCUGCCCUUUGAUGUCUGCAUAGCGUGGCUCAAAAAUAUCAAGUCCAUUAAGCCCUGGGUGGAGUCAAUUAGUCGGGACAACUACCAGCUUCAGUUCUACCCGGAGAAGAAACAACUCCUUGAGAGAGUGUUACAUCACUGGACCUGCACCAACAUUGUCUACAUGUUGAUUGACCACCUGCUGGACAAUGAGAUGCAAAUGCAGGAGAAACUCCUGAGGCUUGUGGUGAAGCAGUUCAUCUACCUCUGGAAUUGUCUCUACAUGAAGCCAGGAUUUCAGCCGGAGGAAACAUUUGAUUUGGUGACGAAUGUGCUGAAGACUUGCAACAAGAACGCUGACGUUGUGUAUCUGGUGUAA
Molecule: messenger RNA, 7122 nt
Organism: Athene cunicularia (burrowing owl)
Lineage: Eukaryota; Metazoa; Chordata; Aves; Strigiformes; Strigidae
Product: E3 ubiquitin-protein ligase rnf213-alpha-like
Exons: 17
Coding region: 1-7122 (2373 amino acids)
Molecular function (GO): ATP hydrolysis activity; ubiquitin-protein transferase activity
Source: RefSeq, a predicted model, not a curated record